AUGGGGAAGAAGGACAAGCAAAAGCAAAAGGGUAAACAAUUAGGCGCUGCAAGGGAUAUACCCAAUAAGGAAAACAACAGUCGACUAACUUAUUUGUAUCACCUCAGCAAUCUCUUCACCACUACCACACAAAAUGGAUCUCAUUUAACGCAAUUGGCAAGAGGGUACACCAGAUCCAUGGAUCUUAUAGCCAAGAAAACUGUAUCUAAAGUUUCACCCGAGGUCAAGAGAACCAUAUGCAAGAAAUGCCAUACGUUGCUUAUACCGGGAUUGACCAUGUCUAUGUAUAUUGAAAAUUUAACAAAGGGUGCCCAGAAUGAGAAAGGAGAUGUGUUUGUCAAUAAGUGCUUAUUGUGCGGAAAGUGCAAAAGAUUUCCAGUUGGCAGGGAUAGGAAUUAUGUACCUUUCCACCAGCGGAAUGCUGUAAAAGAAACAGUAGAAGAAGGAGAAGAAGAAGGAGAUAGUCAAAAGAACCAAAAUAAAAUAAUUGGCGAAUAA
Messenger RNA from Lodderomyces elongisporus, 498 nucleotides. It is a transcript of the gene RPR2, whose product is annotated as ribonuclease P protein subunit. The transcript has a single exon. Gene Ontology annotation, cellular component: nucleolar ribonuclease P complex. Bases 1 to 498 code for a protein of 165 amino acids. NCBI's taxonomy places the organism in Eukaryota, Fungi, Ascomycota, Pichiomycetes, Serinales, Debaryomycetaceae. The record is from RefSeq and is a predicted model, not a curated record. Gene Ontology annotation, biological process: tRNA processing.